AAUGUGUAAACGAGUUUCCAUACAAAUUUUGACAGUUCAUUUAUAAGGUUUACACAAUUAUAAGUUUAUACGGUUCACAAUGCAUGUAAUAAAAUGAUCAUUGUGAAUUCAGCCAUUCGACUUAUUUCGUACUUCUGUUAACUCACCCAUUCGACUUUAUUUCGUACAUCUGUGAACUCACCCAUUCGACUUUAUUGUGUACCUCUGUGAACCCACCCAUUUUCUCGCUCCUACUUCUUCAGUCCUUUUAUUACUUUAACUUCACUUCGAUUUGCAAUUGCCAUCACUAGAAUUUUGUCAUUUGCUGAAGAAGGAGGGCUAGAAAACUGCGAAAUAAAUAUCUCCAUUUUUGUAUCCAUCACAUUUCUGUGCUACAGCGUAAACGUCGCCUUUUCAUUUUUACGGAAGAUUAAAUUCGCGAGCCCUCGGCAAAUGACAAUUUUAUUUCGCACAUUUUAAAAUUCAGCGAAUUUGCCGCCAUUUUGUAAUUGACGAUUUUUUGUGCCAAAUCCUAAAGAGACUGUCGAAGCGCGCCAUUUUGCGACUUCUCGUUUUUUGUUCAUCGACCAAAGGAUUUGUUUUUAAGUGAAGCGAAUGGGCACUCCACCACGCCGGAGCCCCAGAAAUAUGCCAAACACGAGUACACCAGGAAAUGAAGUGGCCGCUUCGUCGACGGGAAUUAAAUCUACUUCCAACACAUAUGCAACCGCCGCAAAGUCAUCAGGUACCACCACUGCAGCCAUGAGCAGCUCUUCCGCCUCUGUUGCUGCGCCGUCACAACACCAGUUAUCAACCCCACAGGUAAGCCUUGUACAUAAUUUGCAUAUACCCUCUGCCACCACCACGAAAACACCACGCAUAGAGUUGCUGAACAAUCCUGCACAGCCCAAUUCCGUGCAACGAAAUUUGCCUGCUCAGCAGACACGUAAAGCCCACGUGGAAUCAAAUGCCUGUUCCACAAACGGUAGUAGUGUCGCCGGUAAAUCACUUGCCCUUUCCGCAGUGCCACCUGCCGAAGUUCCCGCCGCCAUUCCAGGAUCAGCUUCUCCAACAGUACAGUCGCAUUCGGUAGAAAGCAUGCUUAUUUGUAUGCAAAACCAAAUAGAAAUUUUACAGCGCCAACUUAAAGAGGCAGAAGUUAGGUUACCAAAUUCAGAGUUGGGAAAAGAUAGAGAAUUAACAACUAGGCAAAAUAACGUUUUUUCGGCUGCUCCAGUUACACAGAUCAUCGAAAGUUGCGCCAUGCCAACAACAACAAUUUCGAGCCAAGCGAAUACCGUUGCGCAUAUACAGCAACAUGAUAGCAACAUGUCGCCUAACGCCUUGCAACAAAAUAUGUUUACGCAACCAGUGUACACGCAUCCAACGACAUUUGCUCCAUGUUUAAAUAAUCGCGCGUCACCUUAUGCCAGUUCGCCAAAUCCUUAUUCGGUAGAUUCUGCUAUACAACUGCAAAGAGCAGCAAAUAAUCAAAUACACGUUUUUGGUUCUACAACCGCACAUAGAAAACUGAUUGAUCUUCCGCAGUUUUCUGGUCAGCCGGAAGACUGGCCAAUAUUUUACACAGCUUACGUCGAGUCGACUUCGGCCUAUGGUUAUUCACAUUUUGAAAAUAACCAGCGUUUAUAUAAGUGCCUCAAGGGUGAAGCUCGGGAUGUAGUUAAAUCCUUUUUAAUUCAUCCAAACAAUAUUAAUGCUGCUGUUGAACAUUUGCGUACACGUUUUGGUCGUCCUGAGUCGUUGAUCCGUAGCCAAUUAAAGCAAAUUCGAGAAAUUUCACCCAUCUCGGAAAAUAACGUAGGUAAAUUAAUGCAAUUUGCGACAACAACAAAAAACCUUGCCAUAUUUUUGAACUCUAUUAAUGGUGAGCAGCACUUAGCUAAUCCAACGUUGUUGGAAGAAUUGGUAGGGAAGUUGCCUAUGAGCAAAAAGAUUGAAUGGGCCAGACGUGCAGCAACUAUUUCGCCAUAUCCAAACAUUCAACAUUUUAGUGACUGGCUUUCAGAAAUCGCCGCCUUAAUUUCUGUUGUGCUAGAUAAUGAGCCACGAGAGCCUCGACGCCGACCAGUUUUCCAUGUCGCUGAAAUUCAACGUAACAAUGUCACAAGUACCCUUAAGUGUUCAGUAUGUAGCGCAAAGCAUAAACCAUUUGAGUGCAAGCGAUUUUUAGAUGCGAGCAUAGCAGAUCGUUGGUCUAUCGUCAAACGACAUCGACUUUUUUUUAGUUGUUUGAACUAUGGUCACUCUACCCGAGAUUGUCACAAACGAAAACCGUGCGCGAUAAAUGGUUGCGGAAGGAAGCAUAAUAAACUUUUACAUGAACAGCAGAAUGUGAACACGUGCGAUACAGGUAGCCUCACCACAAAUGGUACAACCCAGACUUCCAAUUCAACAAAUGAGGCAGUUUUAAGUUGCAAAGCCAACAAUAAUCCCAGAAAUAAAUUACUUUUUCGUGUAGUGGCUGUGACACUCCAUGGGCCAGCUAAAAGUAUAGAUGUAUACGCAUUACUAGAUGAAGGGUCGUCGGUGACAAUGGCCGACAGAGACGUGUUGGAGGAGUUGGGUGUCAGUGGUCAACGAAAGCAGCUUGACAUACAAUGGUUCGGGGGUAGAACGAUUCAGGAGCCCACAGUUUUGGUUGAUCUCUACGUAAACGGACGUGGGUUAAGAAAGAGGCAUAAGCUACGCAAUAUUCACGGAGUAAACAAUCUUAACCUACCUACGCAAACUUUGUCAGAAAAAGACUUGCAGAACUUGAAGCUUGAUAGCAAGUUUACCCCGUCGUUUUACUCCAAUGUUAAACCGAAGCUUCUUAUAGGUUUAGAUCACUGUCAUCUCGGGUGACCUACUGAGACCAUGGGCAUUAGAGGGAACGGCCCAUACGCAGCAAAUACUGAGCUUGGUUGGGUAAUUUUCGGACAGACUAAUACAGGAUCUAAUUCAAACGCUACAUGUUUGAUGCUACAUGCGCCAGGGGAGUUGGAGCUUCACGAUAUUGUUUCUGACUAUUUUAGAACAGAAAACUUUGGAGUGAAAUCGGUGCCGCCAAUAAUUAGUGCUGAGGACAUACGUGCGAGGGAAAUUUUGGAAGCUACCACUUUGCAGUUUAACGGAAAAUUUCAAGCAGGUUUGCUAUGGAGAGCAGACGAUACUGUGCAGCCUGAAAGUUAUGCAAUGGCUCUUAAGCGGUUAAUUGGUAUUGAGCGAAAAAUGAAGCGUAAUAAGGAGUUCGCCACAGCGUAUAGUGAAAUCAUUGGCGGUUAUGUUAAAAAGGGCUACGCUCGCAAGCUGCUUGCUGACGAAAUCACCACGUACAAUCCAAGGAUUUGGUACCUACCACACUUCGCGGUCGUCAACCCGAAUAAACCGGCGAAAUUGCGUCUCGUCUUUGAUGCAGCAGCUUUUUCGAAUGGAACAUCACUUAACUCGCACCUUCUAAAAGGACCGCAGGAUUACCGACCGCUUGCUGCAAUACUGUUCCAUUUUCGAGAGGGUCCUGUGGCAGUCUGCGGGGAUAUAAUGGAAAUGUUCCAUCAGGUAGUGGUUCAGCCCAACGAUCGAUGUGCUCAGCGAUUCCUAUGGCGAGGAGGAGACGAUACAAAGCCGCCUGACGUUUACGAGAUGGUAGCGAUGACAUUUGGAGCAGCCUGCUCACCAUGUGUAGCGCAGCAUGUGAAGACGGUGAACGCCUUGAAACACCGCCAAGCCGAUAACCUACGAGCAGUUAAAGCCAUACUUGAGUACCACUAUGUGGACGAUUUCGUCGACAGUUUUGAGUCCGUUGCUGAAGCUAUCAACGUCACUAAGCAAGUGUGUGAUAUCCAUAAACACGCUGGAUUCAUACUACGUCAUUUCGCAUCUAAUUCGUCCGAUGUAUCGAAUUCAUUAGGAGGUGAUGAAUUCGCAUUGGACAUCAAAAGUAAAGAAACCUUUGCGUCUGAAAAGGUUUUAGGGAUGUACUGGCGACCUAGCAGUGACGAUUUUAAUUUCGAGGUAAAGUUUAAUUAUACCGAUAAGACUGUCUUGGAUGGCUCAAGAUGCCCAACAAAAAGAGAGCUUCUUAGCAUAGUCAUGUCUAUAUUCGAUCCCAUAGGGUUUUUGUGCCACUUCCGAUCAGUGCCAAGUUACUAUUAAGGGAAGUUUGGAGACAUAAGAUCAGAUGGGAUGAAGACAUCCCGGUUGAAGUCAACUCAGCAUGGGAGAGGUUCCGUCAGCAAAUCCCCAACGUAGAACAAUGCAGAAUUCCGCGCCAUUAUUUUGAUAGUAAACCUGUGAAGAAAUUACAACUGCACGUAUUUGUGGAUGCAAGCGAGGACGCAUUCGCAGCGGUAGCUUACUGGAGAUACGUUACAGCUUGUGACAUGAUAAGAGUAACAUUUGUACUAGAACUGCUCCAUUAAAGCCGCUAACAAUUCCGCGCCUUGAACUACAAGCAGCUGUUCUAGGAAUAAGGCUGAUGAAAACGAUUUUCAAUGAACAUUCCCUUAAAAUUAACGACUGUUUCCUAUGGAGCGAUUCAAGCACCGUUUUAAAUUGGAUUAAGAGCGAGAAUCGCCGAUACAAGCCCUUCGUCGCUCAUAGGAUUGCGGAGAUUCUUGACGGAUCAAAACCAAGCAACUGGAGAUGGGUGCCUACAUCCACCAAUGUUGCCGACGAAGCUACACGCUCCAAGUGUCCAAUAGACUUUUCGCCGACAUCGCGCUGGUUCAGUGGACCGACAUUCCUAAGAGGCUUACAAGGGCAUUGGCCCGACGCUGACGCCGUUGGGAAAACAGUAGCAAAGGGAGCCGAUGACGAGGAGAUUAAGCCGAAAUUUGUAUUGAUAGCCGUGCGUAAUACGUUAAUUGAUUUUAGUCGUUUUUCAUCUUUUAAUAACGUACAAUCGCCUGGAUUCUCAGAUUUAUUUCACGAUGCAGAAUGCAGAAAACAGACCAGCAAGCGUAUGGGUUAAUAGCAGAGGAAAUCGAGAAGGCGCAGAUAACAUUGUGUCGUCUGGUCCAAAAGGAAAUAUAUGCCGCCGAGUUAAAAAGUAUUGCUGAAAAAAGAACAGUCGCGCGGGACAGCGAGUUAUAUUAACUCUGCCCUUAUGCUGACGAAGAUGGGGUGCUGAGAGUCUACGGAAGGAUUGAUGCUGCAACUUGUCUUCCGUAUUAUACUAAACGUCCGAUUAUUUUGCCAGCCUGUCAUUUGGUUACGGAGUUGAUAGUUGCCUAUAAUCACAGCAAGAUGUUUCAUCAAAACGUCGAAGCAACCAUCACUGAGAUUCGUCGUACAUUUUGGAUUCCGCGCCUUCGCCAAGUACUGCGUCCCGUUAUUGCUAACUGUGGUCUGUGUAAAAUUUCAAAAACAAAACCUGUUGCA
This is a messenger RNA of Rhagoletis zephyria (snowberry fruit fly), 5361 nucleotides long. RefSeq lists its product as uncharacterized. The record is from RefSeq and is a predicted model, not a curated record. NCBI's taxonomy places the organism in Eukaryota, Metazoa, Arthropoda, Insecta, Diptera, Tephritidae.